UUGAGGAGGGUCGAGCCCAUCACUUGUCCCGGCGGUGGGGGAGGGGGCCGCUGCCCCCCCUCGGGAGCGUGAGCUGGGGGAAACCCUGAGGUCCGGCUGGCCCGGCCCCCCACCUGCAGCGAGUCCGUCCCAGGAAUUCGGCUCCUUCCCUGCCUUGGCUGCGGGGCUCUGAACAUAGUGAGGGAUCCAACGUAAUCUGGGAGCAGCCGUUUGGUUCCUGGUUCGCGGCUCCGCUGAACUCCGCGCUCCGGGCGCUUCCUGCUUCCCUCUCCCAUGGGCUCCCCAGUGUCAUUUGUUUUAUCCAGGAUGGCGGCAUGCGGAGGCGCCACUAAAAAUAAGCUCACGGUCUCUAAGCCCGUCUGGGACUUCCUGACCAAAGAGGCCCCCUCCAAGCUGGUCAAGCUGAAGGAGGAGACCAAGCUGAGCAUUCUGAUCGACGGGGAGACCUCGGAGAUCUACGUGCUGCAGCUCUCCACGCCGGCCCCCGGGGCCGGCAACGGCCUCUACCUGGCCCGCAAAGCCCUCAAGGCCCUGCUCAAGGAGACGGAGAAGGAGCUGAAGAAGGCGCAGCGGGAGCAGAGCGAGCUGGUGGGGUGCAUGGCCCUGCUGGAGAAACCCGGGGCCGAGCUGCGCCCGCACGGGGCCGGCCUCGUCUCCCGGGCUCAGCAGCCCGCCGGGGCCAGGGCGGGGGGCCCAGGGGGCGCGGGGGGGCUGGGGGGGGCGGCGGCGGGCGGCUCGCGGGAGGAGGAGCAGGAGAGCCAGUGCCCCAUCUGCCUGGGCGAGAUCCAGAACGUAAAGACGCUGGAGAAGUGCCGGCACUCCUUCUGCGAGGCCUGCAUCACCCGGGCGCUGCAGGUCAAGCGGGCCUGCCCCAUGUGCGGGCGCUUUUACGGGCAGCUGGUGGGCAACCAGCCCGAGAACGGGCGCAUGCUGGUGUCCAAGGACUCGAGCCUGCUGCUCCCCGGCUACGAGAAAUACGGCACCAUCAUCAUCCAGUACGUCUUCCCGCCUGGCGUCCAAGGGGUGGAGCAUCCCAACCCGGGCGUGCGGUACCCGGGCACCACGCGGGUGGCCUACCUGCCCGACUGCCCGGAGGGGAACAAGGUGCUGGCCCUGUUCCGCAAGGCCUUCGACCAGCGCCUGACCUUCACCAUCGGCACCUCCAUGACCACAGGCAGAGCCAACGUCAUCACGUGGAACGACAUCCACCACAAAACCAACUGCACCGGGGGACCCCAGCUAUUCGGGUAUCCCGACCCCACGUACCUCGCCAGGGUGCAGGAGGAGCUCCGAGCCAAAGGCCUCACUGAGGAUUAACCCUUUCUCUGCUGCGGCUCCUGCUGUGGUACCGGGGGGUGGCAGGACGGCCCCACAGCGUCUCAUGUCCAGCUGGGCCUGGGGUGGCCACGCAUCCGUCAUGGCAAGGUGCUUCGCUGUCUCCACCCUGGAUUGCGGCUGAGGGCCCCGCGCUGUCAGUGCCAGAGCCUCUCCCCACUGCCAGUGCUACUUGGGGGGGGGGGGUGGAAUGUGUGACGAGGGGGGGGUGUAUGGAGAGGGUAGAGUGAGAUAAAGUGUGUGUGUGAGAGAGAGA
Messenger RNA from Mauremys mutica (yellowpond turtle), 1591 nucleotides. RefSeq names its product deltex E3 ubiquitin ligase 3 (gene DTX3). Lineage: Eukaryota; Metazoa; Chordata; Testudines; Geoemydidae. Gene Ontology annotation, biological process: protein ubiquitination; Notch signaling pathway. The record is from RefSeq and is a predicted model, not a curated record.